CACAAGGCGGAAGCCAUGGCGGAGGCAGCGGUAUCCGCGGCGGCUGGCGGGGCGGGCUCCAGCUCGGGCUCGGUCCCGGAGCGGGAGCGAGACUGCGCCGGGCGGAGGCUGCGGGUCCUAUCGGGCCAUCUGCGGGGCCGGGCCCCGGCGGCGCUGGUUCUUAGCGAGUGCAGAGGCCGGGCCCCGGCGGCGGCGGCGGCGGCGGCGGCAGCAGCAGCAGCACCACCACCACCGGCAGCGCCUCCGCCGGCGGCGCCGGAGUCCAGCUUCAUCCCCAAAAAACGGCAAGAACUUAUGAAAUGGAAUGGAUGGGGAUAUAAUGAUUCCAAGUUCAUCUUUAAUAAGAAGGGCCAAAUUGAAUUGACUGGGAAAAGGUACCCUCUUAGUGGCAUACCUUUGCCAACUUUUAAGGAAUGGUUACAAAAUGUCCUUGGAAUAAGUUUGGAGCACAGAACUACCUCUAAAGCAUCUUUAAAUGCUAGUGAUGUACCUCCUUCUGUUGUAAACGAAGAUUUUCUUGAUGACCUUAAAGAAACUAGCAUUUCAUAUUCACAAGAAGCAGAUGAUAGGGUAUUCAGAGCUCAUGGUCAUUGUCUACAUGAGAUAUUUUUGCUCAGGGAAGGAAUAUUUCAACGAAUUCCUGAUAUAGUAUUAUGGCCAAAGUGUCAUGAUGAUGUAGUUAAGAUUGUGAAUUUGGCCUGCAAAUAUAAUCUUUGUAUCAUCCCAAUCGGUGGAGGGACAAGUGUUUCAUCUGGACUGGCAUGUCCUGUAGAUGAGAAAAGAACAAUUGUUUCAUUGGACACUUCACAAAUGAACCGAAUCCUCUGGGUUGAUGAAAACAAUCUGACUGCUCAUGUAGAAGCUGGUAUAACAGGUCAAGAGCUGGAAAGACAGCUUAAAGAAAGUGGUUAUUGUACGGGUCAUGAACCAGAUUCCCUGGAAUUCAGCACCGUGGGAGGAUGGGUGUCAACUCGAGCAUCAGGCAUGAAAAAAAACAUCUAUGGCAAUAUUGAAGACUUGGUGGUUCAUAUAAAAAUGGUAACACCAAGAGGCAUAAUAGAAAAAAGCUGUCAAGUACCUCGCAUGUCAACAGGCCCUGAUAUCCAUCACUUCAUUCUGGGAUCUGAAGGAACUCUUGGGGUGGUUACAGAAGCUACAAUAAAAAUCAGACCAGUCCCUGAAUACCAAAAGUAUGGCUCAGUAGCCUUCCCUAAUUUUGAACAAGGAGUAGCCUGCUUAAGAGAAAUUGCAAAACAGAGAUGUGCUCCUGCCUCCAUUCGCCUCAUGGACAAUAUGCAAUUUCAGUUUGGUCUUGCUCUUAAACCUCAGGUUUCCUCUAUUUUUACAUCAUUUUUGGAUGGAUUGAAAAAGUUUUACAUCACAAAGUUUAAAGGAUUUGAUCCCAACCAGUUAAGUGUAGCUACAUUACUCUUUGAGGGGGAUCGAGAGAAGGUUCUUCAACAUGAAAAGCAAGUGUAUGAUAUAGCUGCCAAAUUUGGUGGUUUGGCAGCUGGAGAAGACAAUGGUCAGAGAGGUUAUUUGCUGACUUAUAUCAUUGCAUAUCUUCGGGACCUGGCCUUGGAAUUCUAUGUAUUAGGAGAAUCCUUUGAGACUUCUGCUCCUUGGGAUAGGGUUUUAGAUCUCUGUAGAAAUGUAAAGGAAAGAAUAGCAAGAGAAUGCAAAGAAAAAGGUGUCCAGUUUGCGCCUCUUUCUACAUGCAGGGUGACACAGACAUAUGAUGCAGGUGCAUGUAUCUACUUCUAUUUUGCCUUUAACUACAGAGGAAUUAGUGACCCUCUGACUGUCUUUGAACAAACUGAGGCAGCUGCUAGAGAAGAAAUCCUUGCUAAUGGAGGAAGCCUGUCACAUCAUCAUGGAGUGGGCAAGUUGCGGAAGCAGUGGCUGAAGGAAACUAUCUCCGAUGUCGGCUUUGGAAUUCUGAAGUGUGUCAAGGAAUAUGUGGACCCCAAUAACAUCUUUGGAAACAAGAACCUUUUAUAAGUUCAUUAUUCUCUGAUAUACUAAAAAAAAAUUACACAAAUGCUUUUUUAGUCUACAACUAUAUGGUUAUCCCAGUAAUCAAAUAUAUCAUGGACUAUAUUUUGGGUAUAAUUUGUUUGUUGGUUUAAAAAAAAAUCUUUUAUUCUUGCGUUUUUCUCUGUUUAUACAUCCGUGGAUUGGCAGGUGAAGUUCCUAAAUCUCUAGCACUGUACGGGGCAUCAGUUUACAACCAACUUGGAGAUGCAAGUCAUUCCAAGUUUUAGUUAGGCAGCAAAGAGCUUAUGGUUGUAAUUUCUGUGGAAGAUGCAGCCAGCUGUUUUGUGUUGAAGCUUCCCCUGCCUAGAGAACAAAGACUGGUAUUGGUAUCAUUUAGUGAAUCUCAUUAUCCAGCCUCCUUUUAAAAGAAAGUUUCUGGGAGGCAGAUAACUAAAGAAAGAUUCCACCAAGGGAACAUUUCUGUGUGAAAGGUUUUUUUGUCCUUUCUUUUUAUAUUUUCUUAAGGGAGCAGACCUGAAUGGGCGGGGUCAGGGAGGAGUAAUUAUUCCUGAAAUAAAAUGAAUCAAUAAAGGUAGCCUAGCAUUUUAAAGAUGCACUGAAUUCUGUGAGGUUCUUGGCCUGCAUUUCCCCUCAUUAUUAUUAUUUUAGAAAUCUAAAACCUUGAAUGGGUAUACAAAUUAGAUUGUUACAAUACCUUUUUUCCUUUGUAUAUUUCUGGUUUUACUGAUGUCUGAGUUGUAUUUGUAUCAUUGGGAUAAUCUAUUGUAAUAUCCUGGUUCAUUCAUCAUACGUUUUGUAUAGAAAAAGCUGACUUAUUGCUCAUAUUGUAUGUGAAGAACAGGUUUACCAUAAAAUGAAUGCCUUCAUCCACCCUGUAGUCCUGAUGUAUCUGGUUUCACUUUGUUGUUGCUGAGAUGCAGAAGAAGGAAACAAAACAAAACAAAACCCUCUGUAUUUAAUGUCUUUGGCAGAAUGAGUGGUUUGGCUAUUUAAAUGAAUACUAUCUUAAGAAGCAUUAUUCAGCACUCUAUUUGAAAGUCUCAAUAGUUUCAGUGCUGAAAUCUUUUUAUUAAUCUAAACUGGAUGACAAAUUUUCAUCUAAAAGUGAGGUUUUCAAUUUAGUUUUUAAUAAUGGUUUAAUGUCUUUAUGAAUUACUGCUUUAACCUAAACAGUAACCACAAUUGUAAUGUAUAAAAUCCAUAUACCCUAAUCAAAAGUUUGAAACUUCUUAUUUCUUAAAUUGUAGGUCAAACAUUAAUCACAUUUAGCAAACAUUUUUACAUUUAAACCUGGAUCUUAAAAACAAGUGAAUUGAAAACUUUGAAUCACUGUCUUGUCUCAAGGUUCAUGAUUCACAUUUUGAGAUGGAUUCUUUUCUUAAUGCAAUGCCUGACUUUUGAUAAUUUUUUUUUAAUUAGUACUUGAUCACAUAUAGCAACUCAGUGUGCAGACUAUCCUUUAAAAGGACAUACUGUCUGUCUUAUGUAGCAGUGGCUCCAAAGUGUUUUUGGGCAGUUUGAUACCUUUUAUAUCCUAAGUAGCCUUAACCAGAAAAAUGAAAAUUUACAAUUUGAGAAUAUGCUAUUUUUACAAUUUCAAAGUGAUUAAUAAUUUUUAACUGUUAAAAUUGGCCUAAGAUAAAUUAAUAUAAAUCUCUAAGCAAAUCAAAAUCAAAUAUUUGUGUUAUAGCAACAAAGGUAAUAAUUGCUUUAUUAAAAACUGCCUGUCUUCAUCAGCAAUUUCUUUUUAAAAGAUUGUAAACUUUCCAUCAGAACUCUGCUCAAAACCCUUGGUUUUCAAACUGGUUGGAUUCUUGAUGACGAAAAUCACUCUAAAAAACCCUAUAGAAUUUUAUUAGAUACAUUUAUUCAUGAAGAUAUUCGCUAAUGUGGGAAUCAAACCAUGAAAUUAAUAUGGUAUUAAUAUCCUAUAGGAAAUGUAUGUAUGAUUGUGUUUCCCAGUAUAUUUUGUUUUUAUAAAACUUCGAAAUUCACAAGCAAA
Molecule: messenger RNA, 4000 nt
Organism: Gracilinanus agilis (Agile Gracile Mouse Opossum)
Lineage: Eukaryota; Metazoa; Chordata; Mammalia; Didelphimorphia; Didelphidae
Gene: AGPS
Product: alkylglycerone phosphate synthase
Exons: 20
Coding region: 16-2001 (661 amino acids)
Biological process (GO): lipid biosynthetic process
Molecular function (GO): FAD binding; alkylglycerone-phosphate synthase activity
Source: RefSeq, a predicted model, not a curated record